AUGGCUGUAUUAUCUUCUGUCAAUAUAUUAUAUUUAAGAGUCGCCACUCUACUAACAAUAGCAUUCUUCUGCUUUAAGGAUGUUAACAGUAUUUUUAAUAACUCAUAUUAUUUGGUUCUAACCAAUGCUCUAGAUUUGCCAGAAUUAACUUUAUCUCAAUAUAGUGCACAAUUAGGUUUAUUUGGUUUUCUAUUCAUCUUAUUAGCCAUAUCUGAUUUUAUUCCAUUAUUAGAAAAUAAUAAAACUUACUUUUAUUCAAUUGUUCCGACUAGAUUGUCUCUUUUCUUCAUUGUUGCAGGUAUUUCUUAUUUAUCAACAAAAAAUUACUAUUUGCAUAACAAUGCUGUUUUUAUAUAUUGUUUUAUUGAAGUUUGGUUGAAUUUCCUAAUCUUCAGUGCGUUAAGAGAAGAAAGAAAUGAAGAUUUCAGAGUCUCUCAUCAAUUUAUGCAGGAUGGGAUUGUUGAUGACGAAACCUAUGAUAUGAAGGCUGUUCAAGAAGUUGAAGAUGAUGAAGAUAAUGAAGAUAAUGAAGAUGACGAAGAUGACGAAGAUGAUGAAGAUGAUGACGAUGAAGAGGAUGAAGAGGAAGCAGAAGAUUAG
Messenger RNA from Henningerozyma blattae CBS 6284, 600 nucleotides. It is a transcript of the gene ILM1, whose product is annotated as Ilm1p. The record is from RefSeq and is a predicted model, not a curated record. Bases 1 to 600 code for a protein of 199 amino acids. The transcript has a single exon. Lineage: Eukaryota; Fungi; Ascomycota; Saccharomycetes; Saccharomycetales; Saccharomycetaceae.